This is a messenger RNA of Chinchilla lanigera (long-tailed chinchilla), 4522 nucleotides long. It is a transcript of the gene Plekha5, whose product is annotated as pleckstrin homology domain containing, family A member 5. Gene Ontology annotation, molecular function: phosphatidylinositol-5-phosphate binding; phosphatidylinositol-3,5-bisphosphate binding; phosphatidylinositol-3-phosphate binding. The record is from RefSeq and is a predicted model, not a curated record. NCBI's taxonomy places the organism in Eukaryota, Metazoa, Chordata, Mammalia, Rodentia, Chinchillidae. Gene Ontology annotation, cellular component: cytosol.
AUUUGCCUACUGGCUGGGAAGAAGCAUACACUUUUGAAGGUGCAAGAUACUAUAUAAACCAUAAUGAAAGGAAAGUGACCUGCAAACACCCAGUUACAGGACAGCCAUCGCAGGACAACUGUAUUUUUGUCGUAAAUGAACAGGCCGUUGCGACAAUGACAUCUGAAGAAAAGAAGGAACGGCCUGUAAGUAUGAUAAAUGAAGCUUCUAACCACAGCAUGACUUCGGAGUACGCUGUGCAUCCGAUGAGCCCCAUAGGACGAACUUCACGGUCUUCAAAAAAAGUACAUAAUUUUGGAAAGAGGUCAAAUUCAAUUAAACGGAACCCUAAUGCACCUGUGGUCAGACGAGGUUGGCUUUAUAAACAGGACAGUACUGGCAUGAGGCUGUGGAAGAAACGCUGGUUCGUGCUUUCUGACCUUUGCCUCUUUUAUUACAGAGAUGAGAAAGAAGAAGGUAUCCUGGGAAGCAUACUCUUACCUAGUUUUCAGAUAGCUCUGCUUACCUCUGAAGAUCACAUUAAUCGCAAAUACGCUUUCAAGGCAGCCCACCCAAACAUGCGGACCUAUUAUUUCUGCACUGAUACAGGAAAGGAAAUGGAGUUGUGGAUGAAAGCCAUGUUGGAUGCUGCCCUCGUACAGACAGAACCUGUGAAAAGAGUGGACAAGAUUACAUCUGAAAGUGCACCCACUAAAGAAACAAAUAACAUUCCCAACCAUAGAGUGCUAAUUAAACCAGAGGCCCAGAACAACCAAAGAAACAAGGAGAUAAGCAAACUUGAAGAAAAAAAAGCAUUAGAAGCUGAAAAAUAUGGAUUUCAGAAGGAUGGUCAAGAUAGACCUUUAACAAAAAUUAAUAGUGUAAAGUUGAAUUCUCUGCCAUCUGAAUAUGACGGUGGGCCCGCGUGCCCAGCUCAGAUGGCGCACUACCGGCCAGUCAACGUGAGCAGCUCGGAGCACAGAACCGUGAACGUCAGCCUGGCAGAUCUGAGAGGUGGAAAUCACCCCAGCACGGUGCCCCUGCACCCGGAGGCCGAGCGCGUCAUACAGAGAACGAACUCCAUGCAGCAGUUGGAACAGUGGAUUAAAACGCAGAAGGGGAGAAGUCGUGAAGAAGAAACUCGAGGAGUUAUUUCUUACCAGACAUUACCGAGAAAUAUGCCAAGCCACAGAGCCCAGGUUGUAGCCCGGUACCCAGAAGGCUACAGAACCCUCCCCAGGAACAGCAAGACCAGGCCGGAAAGCAUCUGCGGCCUGGCCCCUUCCGGCCACGACAAGGCGGGAGCGCCCGCGGCGGAAGAGAAGCGGAGGUCCGUGCGGGAUGACACCAUGUGGCAGCUGUACGAGUGGCAGCAGCGGCAGUUCUACAACAAGCAGAGCACCCUCCCGAGACACAGCUCCCUGAGCAGUCCUAAAGGCGCGGCUCCCAUCUCCGAUCAGACGAUGCACUCUAUUCCCACGUCGCCCUCGCACGGGUCCAUCGCCGCUUACCAGGGCUACUCCCCACAGCGGACGUACAGAUCCGAGGUGACCUCACCCAUCCAGAGAGGAGAUGUGACCAUAGACCGCAGACACAGGCCUCACUACCCUAAGCAUGUCUAUGUGCCUGACCGAAGGUCUGUCCCAGCUGGCCUGAGUUUACAGUCUCUUAGUCCGCAGAGCCUCCAAGGCAAACCGCCAGAGGAGCUUACGCUGCUGCUAAUAAAGCUGCGACGGCAGCAGGCGGAGCUGAGUAGUAUCCGGGAGCAUACGCUAGCACAGCUCAUGCAGCUCAAACUUGAGGCCCACAGCCCAAAGAAUGAAAUUCUUUCACAUCAUCUUCAAAGGAACACCAUAUAUUUGGAUCACCAGAUGAAAGAAAAUGAACCUAUUAUCACCAUGGUUCACACAAUGAUUGAGAACUCGGCGCUAAGACCACAACUGUACCAGCAAUUCUUAAGACAGAAGAACAAGAUAAGUCUCUACUGUCUGUCCCAAGAUGAAUGUAGAGGCACAUUAUACAAAUACAGACCCGAAGAAGUAGAUAUUGAUGCCAAGUUAAGCCGAUUAUGUGAACAAGAUAAAGUGGUACAUGCGCUGGAAGAGAAACUUCAGCAGCUCCACAAGGAAAAAUACACGCUUGAGCAAGCCCUGCUGUCCGCCAGCCAGGAGAUUGAGAUGCACGCGGACAGCCCCGCCGCCAUCCAGACCGUGGUGCUGCAGCGGGACGACCUGCAGAACGGGCUGCUGAGCACCUGCCGCGAGCUCUCUCGAGCCACCGCCGAGCUGGAGCGAGCGUGGCGCGAGUACGACAAGCUGGAGUACGACGUGACCGUGACCCGGAACCAGAUGCAGGAGCAGCUGGACCGCCUCGGCGAGGUGCAGAGCGAGGCGGCGGGCCUGGAGCGUGCACAGCUGCAGAAGGAGCUCUGGCGGAUCCAGGACGUGGUGGAGGGGCUCAGCCAGCACAAGCAGCUGCGGGGCACGGCCGAGGCCGGAGUGCCAGGAUCAAAACCUUUCACAACAGUUAAGUACAAAAAUGAGGAAGAGGAAGUAGCCCCACCUCGUCCUCCACUUCCUCGGUCCUAUGACUGUACAGAGCAGCCUCCCAUAGCCCCCCCUCUGCCCAGUGACAGCAGCUCCUUGCUCUGUUAUAGCAGGGGCCCCGUGCAUCUGCCAGAAGACCAGAAGCCUCGCCAGGUGCAAGGGCACCCGAGAAAUGGAGCUCACUGUGGUCCAGAUUACAGACUCUACAAGAGUGAGCCCGAGCUAACAACCGUGGCAGAAGUUGAUGAGUCAAAUGGGGAAGAAAAAUCUGAACCUGUGUCAGAGAUGGAAAGUCCAGCUGUUAAAGGCUCCCACUUUCCAGUUGGUGUCGUCCCUCCCAGAACAAAGUCACCAACGCCCGAGUCCUCAACAAUAGCCUCGUACGUGACCUUGCGGAAAACCAAGAAGAUGCUGGACCUCAGAACGGAGCGGCCGCGGAGCGCGGUGGAGCAGCUGUGCCUGGCGGAGAGCGGCCGGCCGCGGAUGCCGGUGGAGGAGCAGCUGGAGCGCAUCCGGCGCCACCAGCAGGCCUGCCUGCGGGAGAGGAAGCGGGCGCUCGCAGUCCCCAUCGCCAUCGCCGGGGCCACCGACCCGGGCUCCGCGCAGAGCCCUUCGAGCGCCAGGGAGACCCCAGGCAGGGCCCCGCAGAGCCAGAGGGACGGCGUGAAGGAGCUGGACACUGUGGGUAGAGAAAAUGACAUAAAAGCAAGCUACGACGUUCCUGUUGUGGACACCGUCCAACUAAAAGAAGCUGAGCCCCAAAAUACGGAUCAUAGCCAAGAGUGUAAAAGAACCGAAAGUGUAUUUAGUGAAACGGUGUCCACACCUGAGCCAAAUGGAGUGAGUUCUGAGGAGGUGGUGGAUGAAGACAGUAACAAAGGGAAGAUACCCAGGGAUGUAGCACACAGCCCCGAAGGUGAGACGCAGAUCCCCAACCAUAAACCGGAAGGCCAUUGUGAGGAGGACACCAAGGACAGCGUUCAGCAGGAGGAGGAAACUGUCACUUCCCAGGAGUCGACGCCCGUGAUUUCCAGAGAAAACCAAACACCUGCGGUGAGAAGUCUGCCCCCGUCUCCCGAGUCCUCGGCGUCGCCGGUGCCAUCUGCCCAGCCGCAGCUGACGGAAGGCUCGCACUUCAUGUGUGUGUAGCUCCGAACUACGCUGACUUCUGUUGAAACCGCUCACAGACCUUCAGCAGUGUAAGAAGAUAUUGUACAGUAUAUUUUAAAUCUAUGAAAUUCAUAGUUCUGAUGCUUUUGAUCCCAGAGCAUCGUUUUAUCACUUCUGGAAAAUGUUCAUUCCAGAGCAGCUUUCAGGCCACACGCACACUCCGCCCCGGUCGCCGUCCCCCGCCAGCUUGCCGCGCUCCCGAGCCCGUAGGUAACGGUGCUGUUCUCGUGCAGGCUCCGCCGGAGCUCUCUCAGUUGCUGAUCUCCAGAUUCGAUGUUUCUGAAGUCUAGGUGAAUUUAUAUUUCCUUUUGCUUUUUGGUACAUAAAGUUAGUUAUUAUUUCCAAUGAAGUUUGUUUUUCCCUUUUUUUUUUUCCUGUCCCAUUUUGGCUACUGCAGUGCUUUAUUUCACUCUUGAUUUGUAAAAAUUUUAUAUAUAUAUAUAUUUAAAAUGUGCCAUUUUCUUACUGCCAGGUGAAGUACGUCCCUUUUUCUGCGCUAAUUCUUUCCCAGAUUGCAGUGUCAGCAGUUACUGCCGCUCGUCAGCUUGCACACAAAUGUCAUCACUUCCCUUUCCCUGAAAAGCAGUUACCAGUGUAGGUAUCUUGGAGUACUGGACUUACACUUCAUUGGAAUAGAGUGUACAGCAAUAAGCAGGUCUUCAAACCCUCCGGUACUUAGUGUGUGUACAAAUGUAAUUAUGUUCAUUGUGUAUAUACUAUACAAUGAGCACAUGUAAUGUAUUAAAGGCUACUUCCUAUUGUUUAAAUGCAAAUGUUCAUAUCUCAUUUCUUUUUUAUCAUGUUAAAUAAAUGUUGAUGUUCUUAGA